Molecule: messenger RNA, 1086 nt
Organism: Neltuma alba
Lineage: Eukaryota; Viridiplantae; Streptophyta; Magnoliopsida; Fabales; Fabaceae
Product: staphylococcal-like nuclease CAN2
Exons: 9
Coding region: 79-1086 (335 amino acids)
Biological process (GO): tRNA aminoacylation for protein translation
Cellular component (GO): cytoplasm
Molecular function (GO): ATP binding; nucleic acid binding; aminoacyl-tRNA ligase activity
Source: RefSeq, a predicted model, not a curated record
UUGUUUAAUGGCCCUCCUGCUUGAUCCGUGAGACGGACUUAGCUGCUUGACCUGCGACAUCGAAUCAGGAGGAGAGGCAUGGGAAAUGCUCUGCGAUUUCUGUACAGCUAUUGUGGCGAGUCCACCGCAGCUGGUGACUCCGAUUCACUUGGCCCUCACGGAGUUUCCUCCUCCACCGUCGGCGUAUCCGCUCUUGCCCAAGAUCUCUUCCACUUUGAUAUCACCUCUGAGGUCCCCGAAGGACUAAGCAAGCAUGUUGUGUCAUCAAAGAAGGCGCAAGCUAACUGGUAUAGAAAACUAAUAGAUGCAUGGAAGGAAUCAAGACCCCCUCCCAAAACCCCUGAGGAAGCAGCUAGACUCAUUAUUCAGACUCUAAAAAGACAUCAAAAGGCUGAUGUUGAGGGAUUGUUGGCCUUUUAUGGUCUUCCUCAACCACAUGACCUUGUCGAAGCAACUUUUAAACCCCCUACUUCCUUGCCAGAGGGGGUACAAUUUGAACUACACACCUUGCCGGUUGAUGCAAAAGCUGUGGCGGAUGGUGAUACUAUAACAGUUUAUGUGAGCACAGCAGACCCUAGAGAGUCAUCUUUUGUCCCUAGUCAUGUCCAUGCAGCAGCAGUUCAAAGAUCGGGAGCUCGUGCUCAAAGAAACUAUGCAGAGGCCGAUGCCCUUCACCAGCAAAUUAUUGAUUCGGGAUAUCGGGUGAUUAAUCUUCAAAAUGGGGAAGUCCUUGCACGGAAGUACAGAAUUCGACUAAGGGGAAUUGAUGCGCCAGAGGGCAAAAUGCCAUAUGGGAAAGAAGCUAAAAACGAGCUGACAAAAAUUGUUCAAGGGAAGCCCUUGAAGGUCCUCGUUUAUGAUGAGGAUCGUUAUGGACGUUCCGUGGGUGAUAUUUAUUGCAAUGGUCUUUUUGUACAGGAGUUGAUGCUAAAGAAGGGACUCGCAUGGCAUUAUGCAGCCUAUGACAAGAGGAAGGAAUUUGAAAUAUGGGAAAAGGAAGCUAAAGCAAAGCGGGUCGGACUAUGGGCUUCAUCAAAUCCUGAGAAGCCAUGGGAAUGGAGGAAGGACCAACGAGAAGGUAGAUAA